ACUAUUGUCAUCAUUCUGUCUUUCUUAUGUUUCGUACUACGCGCAAAUCGCAAUCUACUUACUUAAAUAAAUUUUCUGCCAUUAGUUUGGCUAGCUCAUUAGUUUUUUUUAUUUUGCAGUUAGUGUUGCAUUUUCUUAUCAUUUUUUUACAAUAGUUGACUCUAGUGCUUAGAAGGUGAUAGAAGGAAAUUUUUGAGCUUUGGUGAAGCUAAGUGAUCUUUGCAUCGCACUAUUACUUGAUAUUGGCUGUAUGGAGCAAGAAAUCUGAUGACAGAUCUUCUUCGAUUAAGGAUCUUCCAGAAGAAAGAGUUGCCACUUCAAGAAUCAAGUGAUAUACAAGCUUUGCAGUAUAAUAGUUAUAUAUAUUAUUAAAGGCAGGAAUAUGUCUUUUCAUCGUACUAACUUGUAUCGUUGCCAUUAUGAAUAUGUCGAAAGAGUACCUAUGGGCGAGGAGAAUCAUGUUAACUUUAUCCAACAAUAUGUGAAAACAGUUCGCAGCUUCAGUUCUCAGUAUGGCGGCAACGAUAGCAUAUCUUAUGCAGCUACUAACAUAAUCGGGUUACCUGGCAAAUUUCCGUAUUACGGAGAUUUUCCACAUACAUUUGCCAUGAAAACUUAUGGACCGUGGUGGGACAAAGCACCCUCGAGAUCAAUUGAUUACAUGCCACAGAAUACAGAUGUUGCGAGCCAAGAUUAUAUCGAUAUCGAGUAUGAUGAAACUGUAUUUCCAAUCAGAGUUUCUAUAUACGAGAUAUAUAAUCCUGGUAGCGUAAUUCGAAUUUGGGCACAAGAUUCUAAAAAUCGGUGGUUUCUCCUGUGGAACGGACCGCCCCAGACUGUUCCUUCGGCAUCGCGGAUAUUUUCCCCGCCUUUACAACCGUGCAACUUUAGGACCAAUGUACUUAGACUGGAGUUUAACCACAGUUUAUUGGACUAUUAUACAGAGCUAGACGCUGUGAUGCUUAUCGGCACAAAAAGAUUGAUCAUUCCUAAAUAUCAAUCUCACAAACAAAGUUUAACUUGUUUGUUAAAGAGUUUUAACAAUAAGUAUCCCUGUCGCGAGGACAUCCAUAAUUUGACACCAGAUUAUACAAACGCACACUUGGAUAUAGCCCAUCUUAAAAAGACAUUGAAUGAAUAUUGCAUUAUGUGUAAAAGCGAUGUAGUAGCGAAUCUUCACGAGAGCAAGCUAGCAUCUCAGCUAGGACCAUUUUAUUAUUAUGUACCACCUCUUAAAGAAGCAUCCAAUAGUAUGCAGCGUUUUUUAUCCGAAGAACUUCCAACGUUUAUGAAGGAUAUUUCUUCAGACGAAUCCAAAAAGCUGUCACGUGGCAGUUUUUCUGAAUUUCCUGAUGAAGUAAUAAUAAGAAUAUUGAGAUACUUGGACUUGAAAUCGUUAUGCUGCGUAAGCAGAGUGAACAAACAUUUCAAUAAUUUAGCACAGGACCCUCUGCUUUACACAAGUUUGAACUUAAAGCCAUAUUGGCAUAUUAUUAAUGCAAAGGCAUUGUAUUACUUGGCACCUAAAUGUAAAUAUUUACGACGGUUGGAUCUUUCGUGGUGUGACAAAUUCUCUGUCUCGGAUUUCGAAAAAUUUCUUGAUACCUGCGGUAGUCUCUUAACGCACUUACGGUUAAAUUGCUGCACACAUAUCGACGACUCCGCCAUGCUUAAAAUCUCGAAGAUAUGCAAAAAUUUGAAAGAAUUGAGUCUACGUAAUUGUGACUUGAUAAAGGACAAGGGAUUCUCAUAUCUCGAAAGUCUGGAGUUUCUCGAGCGUUUAGAUCUGUACAGAACGCAUAUAAAAACACAAGCUCUUUGCAAGAUACUGCAAAGAAAUCCACGGAUGCGCCACUUACACAUAGGAGGCACGGACAAAAGUUUGAACGUAGACGAAGUUGCAAUGGAAUUGAGAAACUCAUGUCCGGAUUUGGAAAGUAUAGAUUUAUGGAAAACGCACAGUCUCACGUCGCAAGGUAUUGAUGCCCUCGCUGACUGCAGGAAUCUACGAGAAGUGGACUUUGGUUGGUGUGGCAGUACGACCGGCCAUGGCGACAGCUUCCGCAGGUUGCUUUCCUCGUGUCAAUAUUUGGAAAAAAUUUUUCUUACCUCUUUCAGAGGCCUCACCGAACGCGAUUUGAGAGCAUUGACGCUGUGCAAAAAUUUAAAACAGUUAGACUUAUUAGGUACGCUAUCCCUGACAUCUGAGAUAUGUUACUUAUUUUUCGUGAGCUGUCCUAAGCUGGAGAUGAUUGAUCUCAGCUUCUGUGACAGCAUUGCCGAUUGCACGAUUGAGCGGUGGCAACAAAUGUAUACACAUUUAGCAAUCAAAAGAGUAAAAUAUAGCGACUGAUGUUAGAUCUAAUGAAUUUUAAGAUUCAAUGUUGGAACAAACGAUAUAUGAUUUUGAGAAUUAUUUAUUUUUCAAAAUACGCUAAAGUGUACCUGUUGAAAAAACAAAAUAAAUUUGUUUUAAUUAUA
Molecule: messenger RNA, 2481 nt
Organism: Wasmannia auropunctata (little fire ant)
Lineage: Eukaryota; Metazoa; Arthropoda; Insecta; Hymenoptera; Formicidae
Gene: Fbxl4
Product: F-box/LRR-repeat protein 4-like
Exons: 9
Coding region: 383-2353 (656 amino acids)
Biological process (GO): SCF-dependent proteasomal ubiquitin-dependent protein catabolic process
Cellular component (GO): SCF ubiquitin ligase complex
Molecular function (GO): protein binding
Source: RefSeq, a predicted model, not a curated record